This is a messenger RNA of Porites lobata, 14999 nucleotides long. NCBI's taxonomy places the organism in Eukaryota, Metazoa, Cnidaria, Anthozoa, Scleractinia, Poritidae. The record is from the annotation of a GenBank genome assembly.
CAGAAAGGAAGCAAACAGUGACAGCAGAUAUUAUUCUCCUCUGCAAAAUUUAAGCCCGAGCUGAGUUCUUUAACACAUUAUCGAGUGAUUUUCGCGUUAAACAUCUGCAUUAUAGGUAUUGGUCCCAGUUAAAGCCUUUGUUAUCUCGUGCUUCGCUAAUUGGUCCUUCGUCAUUCGCGGCUGCGUGUUUAUUGUUUCAUGUUGAUCCUGGAUUCUGGCGCGAGAUUUAUCACCAGUAUUAUGGCUUGAUCGAUGUCGUCUCUUGUAAACGGACGAAUUGAACAGUAUAUUGCAAGAUUCUUAGGCUUGAACAAGUUAUCUUUCUUCCUGAUGCACGUCAUUUAUGGUAUACAUGAACUGAUUCCCUCAGAAAAUGGCUGAAUUUGGAAAGGUUUCCUCCGCAGUGAAUCGCGAUCAAGAUGACAUAGAUCUCGAACAGGUAAGCUUUUAAAUGCUAUCGAACUAUUUUAAUUGCAUUUUGAUGACAUCUUUUUUUGAACUGAUAGGUCAAGCCACAAAACCGCGUAGAUAACGAUGAAUUUAGGAAGGUUUUCGAUCGGCCAUAUGUAGCGCCGAGGCCUUCAGAAUCAGGAUAUGAUCCCAGUAGCGAAGUCCAAACCUCUCAUUACGACUACAACUUUGAUGAAAAAGAUUACAAAAGUAAGUUGACAAUUUUGUAUUCCUUCUAGAAAAUUGCUUUUAUUGACCAUGUAUUUACUGUGUUAUUAAUUUAGCAAUUAUCUUUUUUUCUAAAACCCUUAAGAAUGUACUUCGUUUUGGUCAGAUGUUAGCCUAAAUAAGCUUUUCUUAAUAUUGUAAAAUCGUAAACACCAUAUAUGAUGGUCAUGAUUUAGCUCUUUGCGAUAUUGCUGGUUAAGCAUGUUUGAGACUAUGACUCUUCCAGAUAGUUUAGAAUACUUGAUCAGAUUUGCAACCUAUACGCGUUUGAAUAUUUGGUUUGUUCUAAGCUAAAAUAAGAACUAACAUGUUUUGUGUCAGUGAACCAUGUGAUCUCAGACAGUAAACCGUUCCAACAAAGGUUGGAAAGGGCGACUUUUAUCUUUUUUUAUGGAAAUCAGCUGUCCUUUUAAAUCUAAGGGUGGAUUUCUCUUGUCGGGUAAUUUUUACAUGCAUGUACAUGUAAAAUUUUACUGGCAUAAAUAAAAUAGAGGCAAGACAAGGAAAAAUUAAAGCUAUGUUCAUUCAAUGGAGUGUUGAGCUAAACAUGAAGUUUAGUGAGGUUCAACUUUGUUGUUUACGCCAACCAUUCGUACACUGCCUCUAUUUUAUUUGCAAACGUAAAUUUUGUGCACUUACACACGUACAAAUUGCGCAGGAGUGGAAAUCCACCCUUACAGAAGACCAUUUUUCAUGCAUUGGAAAGUAUCCUAAAAUGUUACCUAGGAAGUGGCCAUUUCUGCAUUCUGGUAAAACAUAAUUUUUCCUGACAGGGCAGAAAAUUACAAGAAAAAACCCACUCUCCACUAGAUUGAAUUCUCUAUAUAUGAUAGGGAAGGAAAAGGAACCACUGUGUGCUGCACAUGCGUUAAUCGUGCAUUAUAAAAUGGAAUGCACUGUUCUAAGUUAUAAAGGUCAACUAUACUAAAAAUAUAAUAAAGUAAUAUUCUUGCAUGAAGCGCUUAUGAUUUCAGGAUGAUCAGAAGUUUUUCAAAUGGGAAGUUUAAUAGUUGAAGUUAGUGGCUGAUUUUACCGUCUUUUACUACAUAAUAAUAAUAAGAAGACGAAUAUAGCACAGCAGAGUAGCUAGCCUGGCCAUGAUCUUACUAGACCAAAUAGCUUUUGGGCCAGCGCGAAAACCAUACCAGAUAGUGGUGUUAAAUCCAGACCUUCAGAUAAGGGGGGGUCAUCCAGACCCUGAGAUAAGGGGGGAACCUCAGUCUCAAAAAAAAUUUUAUUCAGCCCCUCGGGCCUCAGUUUGGUCUAAUAAUAAUAAGGGAGUCCGGGGGGCCCUCCCAUUGAUCCACCACCAGAUACAGCUCCUGUUCACACGUAAGAAUGGUGCUUUUGGCGUGAUUUCUGUAACGGAGCAAAGCUGUGCUGCGCUGUGUCAAUCUCUAAAGUAGAUGGUCACAUAUUGGAUAGUUGUUAUACUGGAUAGCUUUUCAUGUUGGCAUGAAAAGCUGUCCCGUAUAGGGUGAACAUAUCCUUAAAAUAAGUGUCAAAUUUUCUGGGGUUGUCAACUGACAGUGUUAAAUGACCUGAAGCCAGUUCUUUAGCUAGCAGUGGUUUGUGCCCCUGGCAGCUUAUUUUUACUUUUGGACAAGAAGAGACUUUUUUCCAUAAACACGGUAUGAUUGCACAUGUUCAUAGCCCAUGUACUGAUAAUUAAAUUUUAUCUCCUUUUCCUUUGUUGCACACAGAAAAGGAUCUGCAUGUAAUUAUAGCAAAGAAAAUAGGAAACAUGUGCACACAAAUUUAUUUAGUUGCCAGAGAGGGGCUUAAACCUCAGUCCUAACAGUCUCAGGUUUUAAUAUUUUCUCAUCUCAUAAUAAUAAAAUAAGAUCUUGCAUAAUUUGGGCACCCUCGGCUGAGUAUUGGUCUACACUAUUAACCCGUAAUCAGUGGACAUGUCAACCAACAUUAGUAGCCAGCUCUCGGUGUACAAUUCAGUUGACAUCAGUUGGCCGUGUGUUGGCCAACAUGCCGAUCUAAGUAUUGGCCAAUAGUGUCAACCUAUACUCAGCUGAGGGGUGCUGAAAUUACACAACACCAUAAAGUAUUUUGUAAUAAGUAUUAUUUGAUCGGGAAUGGUAAUGAUCUCCUGUUUUUUUCUAGGUCGUCGAAUAUCUUCUACCAGGUACCAUGAACCUUUGCAAAGAAUUCACUCCCGUUCCCGUUUGCACAAGCUAGACAAAACCGAUGGCAGCUCAAGAAAGGAAAAGAGAAAAUCUCGAGAGCUGAGAGAGGUUAAUGUUUUACCAAAAAUCAAUGAAGGACAAGAGCAUAAAGGUCAUUACAGUGAUUCAGAUGAAAGGCCUCGCAGCUUGACAGAUUUUCCUUCAGUUAAGAAGCGUCAUCAUCAUCAUCAUAGACAUCAUAGCCGGCAUCAUCAUGAACCAAAAGAUGUCAAGGAUAAGAAAGAAAAUAAAGAUGCUAAGGAUCUCAAAGAUCUCCGAGAGAAAUCUCACCAUCAUCAUCAUCGGCACCAUCAUCAUCGUCGUCCCCCAAUACCUGCUGUUCAUCAACACAGGACCAUUUCCGAGAGGGAGCAGCUUCAAUCUCGGCUUCGUUCUGGGGCUCUAACACUGCGAGAGAUCGAACCCAUCCAAGAACGUUUAGCUACUGAAACAGAUGAAGCAAGCCAGUUGGCUAAAAGAGAUUUAGAAGAGAUGGCAUGUAAGUUAUGAUAAUUUAGACAGAUAUUUUACUAGUGGCUCUUUUAUAACCAGAACUACAGUUAGCUUUUGCUUAUAAGACCCCCUCUCCCCCCACCUCUCCCCAGUAUAUAGGCCCAUCUACCGAUCUACCUGUGGACAAAAAUACAUCAAUUAUGUGCACCUCCGAAUAUAAAUGUUUAGACCAAAGUCCUAGGCUUGCAGCCUUAUUUGCCUGGAGCAAAAUGCUUAGAUAGUGCAAACCACUCCCUGUCCCACCCCCAUUACUGUGACUGCUUUAAAAAAGGAUGUUUUCCUCAGGGCAUCGUUUUGAGGACCUCAGAGGAUUGAGAAGGCGCCGCCCCCAUCUUCCACGCCAUAAAUCUGGGAUGAAAACACAUUUUAGCCACACAGAUAUCAGCAAAAGUCUUCAACGAUUUCCUGUCAAGUAUGAUCAUAGCCCUCGUGAGGUAAAGUGAAUAAAUCCUUUAAGCCCUGAGAGUGAUCAGCAUCAAAUUUCUCCUUAUAAUAUCAGUGGUUUGUAAAACAGAGUAGUCAUGAGAAUUACAGACAUGAUCACUCAAGACGAAUUUGCUUGAUAUUUUAUCAACUUCUUCCCACUACUUCUGUAGGAAAUGAAUAGGGGCAGCAAUUGAGAAUUCAAACUUUGAUCUUAGGGGUUAAAGGGUUAAUGGAAUUCUUCUUUGAGCAGUUUGAAGAUUAAAUAUAUAACUGUUCAAUGAUUGUCUUUGAAUUCAACAGAGGAAUUAAGUCACAUCUUGCAUGUUGUUUGUGUUGUGGUUAUAAACAAUACGCUCUUGAAAUUGCUUAAAUCCUAGCAGUGUGUGGAACACUUGCCAAACAUUAACCUUUUAUAUGGCAUAUUGCUUUGCGUGAGUCUCUUGGUGGCUCAGGGGAGGAUUGACGUUGCUUUAGUAACCGUUUAUUAAAAGCCCUGAAAGUGAUCAGCAUCAAAUUUCUCCAUGUAAUGUCAACAGUUUAGUAGUGAGAAUUACGGACAUGAUCACACAAGAUGAAUUUGCUUGAUAUUUUAUCAACUUCUCCCCACUACUUCAGUACAAAAUGAAUUUGGGUAACAAAUGAGAAUUCAAACUUUGGUCAUAGGGUUUAAGGGUUAAAUUAUCUUUCAGGCAUUCAUAGAGUUGGAACAACUAACAAAGCAUGGAGAAGAAAUGGAGUGGAAAGAGACUGCACGUUGGAUCAAGUUUGAAGAAGAUGUUGAAGAGUCCAAUCGAUGGGGAAAACCACACGUAGCUUCACUUACAUUUCACAGUCUCCUGGAAUUACGCAAAGGAUUGGAAAAAGGUGAAUAGUUCUUUUCUUUUUUGGUGCAAGAAGUCAGCUACAAAAGAGCUGAAAGCUACUAAAAGCAGGCAGGCACUAACUGUCACAGUAUGCAUUGUUUUGUGCAAAUGGCCUGGGGCCUUGUUCUGGUCUUUGUGUUCUUUCACCUUGUAACACUUGGUAUUAAAAAAGUUGUUUUCGUUUAUAUCAUCAGUUAUAUGUCAUCUUGUCCUCAAUAUCUUCAAACUAAUAGGUCAGACAGAAGAAGGUGGAUGGGGAAAUGAAAAGUCUUGUCUGAUCUGGCUUUUCAGGAAAUAGAUUUUCUGCUUUGCAGUCAGCGGAAAGGCAAGAGUUUAGCUAUUACAGGUUAAAAUUAUAUUCAGGUUAAAAUGUUUUAACCUAGGUUGAUUCUCAAUUUCCUUUGUCCCUUAGCCCUAAUUCAUUAAUUUAUUGUUAGGGUUAGGAGACAAAGAAAAUUGAGAAUCAACCUAGGUUAAAAAAUUCUAACCUGAAUUUAGUUCUGACCUGUAACAAUAGUCAAGUCAAGUGAACUAAGACAAGCUUUUCACAGUGUAUGCCCCAAUUUAUCGUUGCGUUUCAUUAAGGUACUUUAACCCCCUGUUAAAGCAAACUAAGAAAUUUUUGUCUUCAAUAAAUCUGUUUCUUUUUUCUUAAACAGGAACUGUGUUACUGGACCUUGAGAAAUUUGAUUUGCCAAGCAUCGCUGAAGCUGUUGUGGAAAACAUGGUCAUCACCGACCAAUUGAGCCAAACAAACAGUAACAAAGUUCUGGCAGCUUUACUUUUACGACACAGGCAUCAGCAUCAACUGACCCCUCCCAUGCCAAGACGUCCUUCAUCUUACAAUCUUCUGGGGAUGGCGAAGAAGGAGUCUAAAACCUCAUUCCCUCCAGUUGAUUCUGAACAUAAAAUACCUGUAGCAGAGACCGAAGGUGAAACAGUGGAAGAUGGCACCAUUCGGUUAAAAAUUGAUGAUUCUUUUGAUGAUGUGGCUUUCCAAGAAAUGAGCCAGGUACUGAAAAAUCCUGAUGCAUAUUACAUAUAAAGCUAUUCAUAAAAUUUUUGUGUGUAAUCUUUCUGAGAAAGUGGAGAAAUGUUCGGCUUUGUAUAGACAAGCCUUUGUUUGACCAUAUUCCGGAAUUAAAAAUAAAUUAAUAGUAAACUUUUGAGAUCACUCGGUUGAGUAUUCACAACACCAUUAAUCCUGUAACUCUGGUCGAAAUACAGCUUUGAAAUACCAUUAGCUUUGCAGUGGUCCACAAAUCUUGGCAAGAGAGAUUUGUUACAAAAUUUCUGUCUAUUUUUAUUCUGGAAUACAAUCAAUCAAACAUGCACUUAUUGUCUUACAUUGAUUGAAUAAAUGCAAAACCAAUAGUCUCUUAAGUUUUUGAUCCACUUAGCAAACAUGUAUGACCCUGUUUGUAUCCUAAUAUAGUACUUCCCUUUUGACAGUUGCCACUGACAACAGAUGACAACAAAGAGCAAAAGCCCGACGUCACGUUUGCCCCAGAGCCAGUUGUCGAGGGAGGCAAAGGAGUAAAACAAGAAUCAGACGUGAAAGGAAAAAUUCCCGAGGGUGCGGAGGCCACAACGGUACUUGUGGGUACACUUGAUGAACUUGAGCACUCGGUGUUGGCAUUUGUUCGCCUUGCUAAGGGCUGUGACCUGAACAUUACUGAAGUUUCUAUUCCUGUCCGAUUCUUGUUUGUCUUGUUGGGACCAAGUUCUGGCGAAGAGUCAUAUCAUGAAAUUGGACGAUCUGUUGCUACCUUAAUGUCAGACAAGGCGAGUCAUUCAUUUGAUUUAAGAGGCAUUGUCGAAUUUAUUUGUAUAAGUGUACCAUCUUUACUUGAAUAAGCACUGCCUCUGAUUAAGUGCUGCCUUCAAUAAAUGUUUGAUUGAAUCCAGGUACCAUUCAGUUUACAUACACAGUAGAGGCUUCGAAUAUUUCAAUAUUUAACCUCUGAUUUUUGUAUUGGAUGUUCUUUUAGGCCUUUCACGACAUUGCUUACCGUGCGGACUCCCGUGAGGAUCUCUUGACGGCUAUAAAUGGUUUUCUGAGUGAUACAGUUGUUUUACCACCUGGAGAGUGGGAUCGUAAUGUCCUUUUGCCCAUUCUCAUAGAGCAGAGCAGAGCCCUGGCACGGAGAAAAAAGAUGGCGAAGGCUGGUAAGAGCCUAAUCAGGUUUUCAAACAGGGAGCCCUGGAGUCAAGCUCUCCCUUACAUGGUGCAUAGAAAGUCAAUUUUAAACUUUGCCUUCGCGAACAUGUUUUAGCCCAGUAGCCAUUUUAACUAGGCUGAAAAAAAACUGUUUGAUGAGCAGGAUAAUGUAUUACUCCUUAUCAAUAUUAAUUACAGUACAAGCAGUAUUAUUUCUUGCUUUUUAUUAAUUCAUUGUAAUGAUAAGUGUCAGUAAUAUUUUCACAAUGUCAGGUCAGCUUGAAGACCAGUUCUCAAUCCACAUGAAUGUAUUAGGAAUUUAAACGAAUUUGUCGUACGGUACUUUGGAAUAAUAAUGAUUUUUAAUCUCCCAAAAAAUCUUCACUCACCUGUUGGGCAAGUGGAAAACGGAAUUCACUAGCCCGAAUGUCACAUCAAGGAGCCCCAGGCUUGUGGAUGCAGCUCUCUCUCUAUGCUGCCAUAAGGUUAUUAGCAAUCAUGUGAAUUUACCUCAAAUUUCUUUUUAAAAUGGAUGUCCACCGGACACCUGGACUCCCUUUCUGUCUAAUUUUAUAAUGGUCACUCUUAAGACUUAAGGGGUGAAGUGUAGAGGCUGAACCUAGGUUGGUAAGGGCCACAAGUUUAUUAGCCUUGGGCUAUUAAGUGUUACCCUUGUUAAAUGAAGGCAUUAUUUAUUUAUUUACAGGGUUGUCAUUAAGAGCUGGGGGCGGGGGUUUUUCUCCGGCUACUAAGGGAGUGGCCCCCGGCUACUUUUAUUGGAAAAUAGAAGAAAAAUAGAGCAAAAAGAAAUCCCUAGCCGUUUGAUUCCCCGCCUACUUGUUGUAUUUACCCGGCAACUUGAAAUCUUAGUGACAACCCUGAUUUAUUUAUUUAUUUAUUUAUAUAAAGAGCAUUCUUUGUUUUCAGCUCUUGCAGCAGUUGCAGAGGAAGAAGAAGAUGAUCCUCUGGAGCGAACAGGUUCCUUUUGUGGUGGACUUAUCCAGGAUGUCAAACGACGGACCAAAGUUUACCUCAGUGACUUCACAGAUGGUUUUAAUAUGCAGUGUCUUUUGACGUCAAUAUUUCUCUACUUCUCCGUCUUUGCACCCAAUGUUGCAUUUGGGAGUAUUCUAGCCAAGAAGACUGAUGGUUGGUUGGGAGUCUCGGAAGUCAUCUUCGCAACUUGCCUUUGUGGAGUACUGUUCGGAUUGUUUGCGGGGCAGCCUUUGAUUAUCAUUGGAACCACUGGCCCUGUACUAGUGUUUGAACAAACUAUAUACAAUGUAAGUACCACAAUAUUCAUAUGCUUUGAUUGGUGUUUCUUCACUAGUAUUGCAAAAACUGUUGUUGGCUCGCUGUUUAGUGUCCUUUUAAUCUCUUGUAUUAUCUUUUAUUUUUCUGUAUCAUUAUUAUUAUUAUUAUUAAUUUCAGAUAAAUAUAGAUAACUUAUUAGUACCAUUUAUUAGUAACAUUUUAGACAUUUUUGUAAAUGCAUUGAGGCAUAUGCGAAAUGCGUAAUAAGCACCACUGUUAUUAUUAUUAUUGUUACUAUUAUUACAUCAUCUGGUGAUGACACCUGUCUGCAACAACUGCCUUUCUUAGUGACUAGGUGAGUGCAUGAAAGCUUCCAGUUUUGGCACAGCCAACCCCUACAUAGAAUUAAAUGGCCAUGACUGGUAAAUCUCCAUGUCCUAGCCAUGCAUGAGCCCAAUGUCCCAUCAUCAAGUAUCAGUGACAAAGAUGUGGUGAAAAAUGGUGGUGGGAGGUGGGGGGUGUUGGGGGGCUGGUGGUGGCAGGUAGGUGAGAUGCAAGGGCUUAAUAUCUUGAAAUUUAUUUUGCCCAAAGAACUGAAAUCAAAGUUGUUUGAUGUCGUCAUACUUUUUUCAGUAACUUGUUAUCAAAUAUCUUUAGUUUAAAAUUUCAGAUCCUUUCUGGAUAACAGCCCACCUACGAGAAAUAAGUGUUAAUGUUGACCUAAGGGAGGGGUAGGUGGUCCGUUACCCAGAAACCACAAUUGAUCAUAAAGUUCAUUGCUUUAGGCAGAUAUUAUGCUUGGCUAAAUUUCUUUCACUUUUUUUCAUGCUAGUUUUGUAACAGUUAUCAAGUGGAGUUCCUUGUGUGGCGCUGUUGGAUUGGCUUCUGGGUCAUGAUUAUUCUUUUUGGUGUAGUCGCACUGGAAGGUUGCUUUUUAGUGCGUUACUUCACGCGUUUUACUGAAGAAAUAUUUGCUACCCUUAUCUCUGCAAUUUUCAUCUAUGAAGCUAUUCACUUUUUAGAAGAGGUAAGAAUAUUACUAGUUUGUUGCAAUUCUGUUUGUGGUAUCUGAGUUUCCUUUAACAGAAACCUUAUGCGUAUGAGUUCUAUUGAAGUUUAAUACUCAACUAAUAAUAUAGUUAAGCUAAUGAAUCAGCGGAGGGGUUUUUGGAAGGUUUUGCGAGCCUUAUAUAAUAAUUAAAUAUGAGUACCAGUAAGCAAUAUUAACUGCUAAAGAGGAAGGGGAUUAUUUCAAUGGCAUGUAACUGUCAAACUGUCAGCCUGACCAUCAGUGCCUUAUUUCUCCUAGCAAUGUCACUGCGGGAAUCAAUUCGCCACUUUAAAAACGAGAACAAAACAGAGCUGAGUUAGCUUUCGCAAAGACUUUUGAGAUCGUUACUCAGGGUUUGCAAAUUUUAUUGAUGAGUGGAGUCAGUGUGACUUCUGCUUCACAAAUUUUGGGGUCAUUUUGGAAUAUUUGGAGUCAAGUAUGAGACUUUCGAGCACGUGGUCCUGGCAUGUAUACACUAUCAUGAGGGAUACAUGAAGUAGCUGUGGCGGUCCGCUGACCUGGAAAGGUCAAAUCCAUGAUGGCGGUCAUCGAGUAAAAUUUGAUCGUAAUUUACCCUCUUCCUGUUUUGUUGUGCAGUAUAAUUCUUUAAUUUUGAUGAUUUAAUUAAGGUUUACAAUGUUUACAAUAAACAUAAAUUGUAUUUGUUGCAAAAAAGGUAAGGACAAAACUGUCUUUGUUACCGAAAAUUUCUGGAGUCGAAGUGGCUCCCUGUUUGUUACUAAAAAUUUUUGGAGUCGAGGUGACUCCCUCCAUAACCUCAGUGGAGUCAUCUGAACAAUAAAUUUUGGUGUAAAAUACGACAAAUUUGGCGUAUUUGCGAACCCUGGUUACUGGGGACGUCAUUCAGCUAUUUGCUAAUUUGUUUACUGUGUCCACAUUUACAAUGCCAGAAGUCUUUGCAAAAGUUUACUUGGCCCUUCUCGUUUCUAAAGUGGCUAAUCAAAGAAAAUGGUCAUAAAAACAUAGAAUUCCUUGAUUUGUAAACAAAAUACUCAGGGCUGUCAAGAAGCUAAGAGCUGGAACAAAAAUCAACCAGAAGAACUUCUAUACUGUUUAUUUCCUUCCUUCAUUUCAUUUCAUUUCACUUAUUUUUCCAUUUCAUUACAAAUAGUACAAGAUAAAUCACAUACUAACGUUAGAGCUUAAGUCGUAGAAAGUUUACAAUACUGCAAUAAACUACAGUUAAGAUCAUUACUUUUAAAUAAGGUUGUCACAAAAAGAAGAAAAAAAAUUGAAGAAUGGAAAGGAGAGGGGCCCAUCAGGGUUAAUUAAUAUUGUGCCCCUAAAAUAAUGUAAUAUUAGAAACUAUUUUUAAUUAGGUUCUAAAAAAACAGUGAUUUAGUAAGUUUUUUAGUUGGUUUAUUUCUGACUGAUUGCGGAAUACCAUAUAUUCCAAGAAAACCUUCCAGUACAGUCCUAGGGGAAAAUCUCCUUCAGUUUGUUUGAAAUGAAGGUAUAACUGUUGUCUACUAAAAAAUUAUAAAUUGUACAUACUGAUCCACUUAAAAUCUUCCCGAUAGCUCUGCUCUACUAAGUGUCUUCAUCAACAGUGAAUGAAAUGUAGGGAGCACUGUGUGGAAAAUAUUGAACAUAAUCAUUACAUUUCCAGGUGUUCAAGAAGGACCCUCUGGAGAAGUCUUACUCAGAAGUCCCUUGUGAUGGAACAAAACAGACCAAAGGGCGGCCAAACACUGCCUUGCUUUCCACUAUUCUGGUCCUUGGAACCUUCUUUGUUGCUUUCUAUAUGCGCAAGCUGAGAACAAGUUACUUUUUUGGAAAAAGGGUUUGUGUAAUCAUAGUUGAGUCUUAAUAAUGCGUAUUGUCGAUGUCCGUAUGUAAAUAGAAUUUAUAUUAUGUUGCAGGUAAAUUCUUUUUCGAAGAAAACUUUGUUUUCUAUGGUUUUUUUUAAUUGCUUAUAAGGACUAGCCAUCUUUAACUAAAAUUAUUGUUUUCUUUCAUUAGGCCAGGAGACUUGUCAGCGACUUUGGAAUUGUCAUUGCUAUGGCUUCCAUGUUGCUUCUUGACAUCUUUGUUCAUGACAAAGUCACAACACAAAAGAUUUCCAUUGGUGAUCCAUUUCAUACUGGCUUCACACCAUCACGAAAUAAAGACAGAGGAUGGUUUAUUAAUCCCGGGGGGAUGACAAAGCCAAUGGGAUCUGGUUGGAUUUUUGCCGCUAUAAUUCCUGCUUUGUUCAUUGGAAUUUUGUUAUUUAUGGAAACUGAACUAACUGGAGUUCUUAUAAACAAGAAAGAAAACAAACUUCUCAAAGGAGCAGGCUUCAAUUUAGACCUGUGUGUGAUGGGACUGUUGUCGUUUAUUUGUUCGUUAAUGGGAUUGCCUUGGAUGUGUGCCGCAACUGUGCGCUCAGUCUCUCACCUGCAGUCAUUGACAAUUUGGAGUACAUCUCAUGCGCCUGGUGUAAAACCUCACAUUGUUGAAGUAAAAGAGCAAAGAGUCACCAACAUUGCUAUACAUGUACUCACAGGUAAGAAUUGGGAUUGACUUGAAUCAGCUAUACUACAUAUCAACGUAUUCAGCUUUAUUUCAUGUAGGUCAGUUUUAGAGCUAAAACAUACUAAAAAUGUAGUAACAUGUGUUUUGUAAUUUUGGUGAUUGGAAGAAAUCUCUGCUAACCACACUUUUCUACCUAAUACUCAGGGUGCCAACAAAGUCAGUUUUACAGCCUGCCAUUCGGGCAAGCUGUAGCUAGCAUCUACUAGCCCACAAGUCAUUUCAACUAGCCCCAAAACCCUUUUUGAUUGGCAGGAUUGAUUACAAUCCUUCUGUAUUUUGAACUUCAUCCAAAAGCAGCACUUGCCUGUCGGACAAGUUAAGAACAAAACUCACUAGCCCGAUAGAAAAAUCCACGAGCCCCAGGCUAUGGGACACGACUUUCUUUGCACACUAAUACUACUACUACUAAAUAAUUAUUUUUGUUGUUGUUGUUGUGGUUAUUGUUAGUGUUUAGUUCAUGAUACAGAAUUAUUAUUAUUAUUAUUAUUAUUAUUAUUAUUAUUUAUUAAUACACUUAAUUUAAAGAGGGUAGCACGGAAUAGUUACAGAAACUAGUAAACUUGUGGCCCUCUAUCUAAAUUAAAAUUACAAAAAGCAUAAGAUUCAGAAUAUACAAAGUCUAAGUACAAAAUAAAUAAAACUAAGGAAAUAUAAAAGUUCUACAUCAAUAUGAAUGAGUAUAAGAGGUAAUGAUACGUUUAGUGAAAUACAUUAACGAAUAUGAUUAAACUAUGAAAUGGUGUAAUUCCUGCUACUCUUUAAAAUUAUAAGAUAUUUCGAUAAUUAUUCGUAAAGGAUUCUAGUGAUACUGCAUUUCUAAGGUCUAGACCUACCGCUACCGCCUUUGGUGACCCGAUUAAAUUUUGGGCAAAUAAAAUUUAUAUUACUAUAUCUAGUUACACAACUAUGUUGCUGACUGUUUACUAGCUAUAAACACAUUUUCACUUGUGUUUCACUUGUGUUACAGGUAUCUCAAUUCUCUUAGCUCCAGCGCUUAAUCGCAUUCCUGUGCCUGUUAUGUUUGGUGUACUUUUGUAUCUUGGUGUGUGUUCGCUGUCUGGUAUCCAACUGAUAGACAGGUUAAUCAUGAUGUUUAUGCCACCCAAAUAUCACCCAGAUGUCCAAUAUGUUAGAAAGGUAUGAAUUAGUUCGGUUUGAUAAGAUGAACUUCUGGGCAGCAGGCCGCUGUCUCAAACCCUGGCCUGACCAACACUCAGGGUCUUAGAAUAACUGGGGAGAAAAAGUCGCCUUUGUAAAGACAUUUGUAAAUAGUUAGACUUCCUAGUCUUCUCAGAUAAAGACGAUAAACCAUAAGCCCUGUCUCACAACCCUUGCUCAUAUAAACUCUGUGGGAAGUUUUAAGAACCGUGCACUAGACUUGGACCCCUGGAGCCUUGUUAGAUCCGAGUAGCUUUGACAUGGAUUCAAUUUCAGAAAUUUCAGUAUUCAAAUUCCAUAUCCAAAAUUCUCCAGACCGAUCUCCAUACAUUUCUUUUAAAAGUAGUUGAGAGAAUUUGGUUCAUGAUCAAAGUGUUCUCCCUUUGGUAAUCAAUUUAGUAAUUCUCAUAACCUUUACAUUUGGUACAUUUAACUUAGUUAUGAUCAUCUAUUUAUCUGCUGAUCAUUGGCCAGUGAGCUUGAUGGCUGCUUUUUUUCUAGCUCUACUAGACUUCAAUUAAUUUUUCUAUUUUUUCUGUUUUUUUUACUUACUUUUUUAACAAAAAACAUGAGAACUUAGGAACGAAGAAUGUCCCCAAAAAGAAGAAAGCAAAAGUUUCCUAAUAUACCUAUUUCACUAGUAUCUGAACUACAGAAUUGCAUCAUUUAAUCAAGUAGUCAUACUCUCAUUUUGAACUAAUCUCGGGAGAUUCUGCCCAGCGUUAUUGGAAGAUUCUUUUGGAAUAGUAUUUUACAAUCAAUCAGAGACAAACCCUCGAAAAAAAUGUUUAGAAAAGCACUUAAGCUGAGAUGACACAAUUUUUAAAGCUGUUUGGGGAAAUCAUUGUUUUUUUGAACUCCACAGUAAAAUAAUAAUGUUAAAUAAUAUUAUUUUAUGACAUGGUUCUUCUAUGGUUAUUUCAGGUGAAAACAAAACAAAUCUAUUUUUACACCAUAAUCCAGUUAAUCUGCUUAGCGCUGCUUGUUGCCGUCAAGUUAACAGUCCUGGCUUCUUCGUUUCCUUUCUUCAUCAUCUGCUUGAUUCCACUGCGGAAAGUGUUACGAAAAUUUUUUGAACAAAGUGAACUUGCAGAGGUAUGUUGGCAAUAGUUUUGAGCCGAGCAUUGUUGCUGUUGCUGUAGGUUUUUUUUGUUUUGUUUUCAGAGAUGCCCUCACAAUAUCCACAUUUUAGUUAAGAGAGAGUGCUAUUAUUCAAAGCACACGUGGUUACCCAUUGUUUUUGUAACCGGUGAUGUACGACGAUUUGUACAAGGGUUCCAGCGACCCCAUAUAGAAACAAGUAACCGCGGCAGUGUUAGCUCAGUCGGUAGAGCGUGUUGACUGCAGAGCGGGAGGUCGCAGGUUCGAUUGCUGGGGCCGGACCAAUACUCGGGGUCUUAAAAUAACCGAGAAAUGAAGGUACUCCCUUUGCACUGAACCAGGCUAGACCUUCGCGUGGCUCGGAUGGUGGUCCCGUCUCCAGUUGGAGACGUAAAAUAUAGUGUCCACAAUUAGUACUUUCGUGCAAAACUUGACAUUCAAAUAAAAAGUGCAAGUGCAAGUGCAAGUCACCUUAUUUAAAGGAGAUUAUGAUACAAAAUAUUCCAACAAAUACUACCUGUAGCAAUAACAUUACGUGAAAUAUACAAGCCAAUAUAAUUAUAUUAUUUACAUUUCAAUAAAAAUUUCAUCACUUUAGAUUUAAAAAUGCAGACAUUUGAAGCACAGCGAUUUCAAAAGGCAGAAUGUUCCAUCUAUCCACUAACCUAUGAAAGAAACGUUUGUAUGAUGUAUAGGCAAUCAUCUGUUGCAAGCUUUGAUCUCUAUUUUUGCCACAGAGAAUGUUCACUAUUAAACAACUUUGUCCAACUAUAUCUACUUGUAUCCUAACUUGGAUACUGUGUACAUUAAAUUCUCUUCCAAGAAGUGGAUGUGUUCAGACCUCUUCUUGAAAGAUAUUCCCUAUGGUUCAAUACACCUCCAACAAGUCACCACUAAAUCUUCACAUUUUGGUGGUCACUUACAGGGGGUUGACCGUAUGUGGGUAAAUAAACUAUUUUAUUGAAUGAUUGUAUAUUUUAAUGUAUUUUUUUUCUUGUGCACAGCUUGACAAUGAAGAACCAGCUGAUGAUGACAGUGACUUUGAUGAAUACGAAAGCGUGUUCUUACCUGUAUAA